This is a messenger RNA of Diorhabda carinulata, 5128 nucleotides long. Its product is annotated as peroxisomal N(1)-acetyl-spermine/spermidine oxidase. The transcript has 6 exons. Gene Ontology annotation, molecular function: polyamine oxidase activity. Bases 110 to 1738 code for a protein of 542 amino acids. The record is from RefSeq and is a predicted model, not a curated record. Lineage: Eukaryota; Metazoa; Arthropoda; Insecta; Coleoptera; Chrysomelidae.
CUCCUUCUGAUAAUUGACAUUGACAUUGACACACUUAAAGCAUUCAUAUAUUGACAUUCAACAGCUGAUGGGCCCCUCUAAUGAAAGCGUUUGAAAAAGUACGAAUAAGAUGGAAAAAAAUGGGGCCCAAGAAUCGGAUAAUAAUGUUUGUACUUGUAAAGUAAUUAUUAUCGGUGCGGGCAUGGCAGGUCUUUCAGCAGCUUAUCAUUUAGCCAAAAAUAACUUCACUGACUUUAAAAUAUUAGAAGCUCGAAAAAGAAUAGGUGGACGUAUUGUUCAAAUACCUAUUGGAGCGGAAAAAGUUGAACUCGGGGCUAAUUGGAUUCAUGGGGUCUUAGGGAAUCCAGUGUAUGAAUUAGCCAUGCAACAUGGUUUGGUUGAUAUAAUGGCAUACCCAAAACCACAUAAAAUAGUAGCUGCUACCGAACAAGGAAAGCAAGUUCCAUUCGCUAUCUUAAGAGAAAUUUAUGAAGCCUAUUUGUGCUUUUUAAAACGUUGUGAAGAGUAUUUUAUCUCUCAGUAUUCGCCCCCUGAGGGUAUUGACAGUGUGGGUGAUCAUUUAAGGUUAGAAAUUAGUUUAUAUUUAGAUAAGAUUAAAGAUGAGGGAGAACGGCGUUUACGAGAAAGCAUCUUUGAAUGUCUGUUGAAAAGAGAGACAUGUAUUUCAGGCUGUGAUGAUAUGAAUGAAAUUGAUUUAUUGGAACUGGGAAGCUAUGAGGAAUUACAAGGAGGUAAUAUUGUGUUACCUAAUGGGUAUAGCUCUAUUCUAGAACCCUUGAAAAAUGCCAUACCAAAUGAGAAUCUUCUCUUAAACCAUCCAGUGAAAACUGUCAAAUGGAAUAUUAAGAAAAAUUGUAAUUCUACCUCACAACCUGAAGACAGUGAUUCAGAUGAUUCUGAUCGAACUGUUAUUGAGUCUUUACCAAAUUCAAAUAAUUGUAGUCGAGAAUCUAGCUGUGAAAAGACAUUAGAUAACAAGCCUCGAGUAGAGGUAAUCUGUGAUAAUGGCAAGAAAUUCUUGGGAGAACAUUUAAUUUGUACAUUACCACUAGGAGUACUCAAACAUACUGCAGUUAAUAUGUUUCAUCCACCUUUACCUGAUUUUAAAUUAGAAGCAAUAGAUAGGUUACUAUUUGGAACUGUAAAUAAAAUUUUAUUGGAAUACGAAAGGCCAUUUCUACAUCCUAAUAUCACAGAAGUGCUUUUACUUUGGAAUAAUGAAUCGGAUAAAACCUCCGAUAUUAGUAAAUACUGGUUUAAAAAAAUUUAUUCGUUUACUAAAAUAAGCGAAACAGUAAUAUUAGGAUGGAUAUCUGGUAAAGAGGCUGAAUAUAUGGAAACAUUGUCAAAUGACGUUAUUAUAGAAACAUGCACGAAAAUAUUGAGAAAAUUUCUCAAUGAUCCAUUUAUACCUAAACCAAAAGGUUGUAUAUGUACUGGUUGGCACAAACAACAGUAUACCAGAGGUUCAUAUACAGCAAUAGCAGUAGGCGCAUCACAAAUAGAUAUAGAAUAUCUAGCACAACCUAUAUUUGAUGAAGAAGAAAAAGAGCCCGUUCUUCUGUUUGCGGGCGAACAUACACACAGCAGCUUUUAUUCCACUGUACACGGAGCCUAUUUAAGUGGUAGGACAGCAGCACAAAUUAUCAUGACCGCUGAUCAUUCCGAAGAAAUAAUAGUAGAUUGCGGAGACGCCACUGACUUAAGUUCGUGGGUACAAGGAAUCUGUCUAGAUUGAAAACGCCUUAAAUAGUCUUUCAGUGAGCUAAUAGGAUUGAAGGAUGCUCAGGAGUGAGAUUUUCCGACUUUAUUGUAUUAUAUUUAUUAUUCAUGUAUUAGUAGAAUUACUGGAUAUACAUCGAAUAAUUUUAAAGUAUUGAUCACUUUGGAUGCCACAUUUUUUUAGGUUAAAACUUUGAGUCGGUUUUAACUUGACAUAUCAUCAAUUCAAUAGUUAUACAUGAAAGUAUUACAUUAGAUUUUUUUGGAUAAAACUUAUUGUCAAAAUACCAAAAAAAAUUGCAGUAUUUCCAUCAAAUGGAGGUGUAGACAAAUAUAUUCCUUGUAAUAACUGAACAAUUAUCUAGGAGUUGACGAAUAUGGUGAUACUGGUUAAUCAUUUAAAUUCAUGCCAUGAGACAACUCCAUUAUUUCAGAACUUUUAAUUGCAAUGAAAAGUAGCUUUGAGAGGAAAGUUUAUGGUAAAUAUAUAUAACGCCAUGUUCGUUAUUUUAUCGUAGUUUAUCUUUGCAUGUUUAUAUGUAGCAAAUCAUGUAAGAGGAUAAAACCUUAGAAACACUCCAUCUAUCCCAAUAUAUGGAUCCUUUAUUAACAAUGCAAUGAACUUUAGAUUCAAUAGUCCAGUUAGCCUAUUUCCUCCAAAAACUUGGAAAAAAUACACCAGAGGCAGCUUUAUUGGGGAUACAUAUUUUUUUAUUGCUCUUUUAAGAGUAACAUUGUACAUACGCAAUAUAAAUGGAAUUGAUAGAAGUUAAUUUACAGGAUAUCAAACAUAAGGUAACCAAACCCGUAAGAAUUUUUAGAUUAUUGACUUUAGGGUUAUACACUGUGCCCCAAUUCUUCAGUAUCAACAUCAAUUUUGGAAUUUUUAAUGGAACACCCUAUAUUUUAUUGCGUUUUUUGAUUUAGUAGUAAAAACAAAGGUAACUUUCAGAACACUAUUUGAUUUCCGCACGAUAGAGGAAAUAUUGAACGUUAUUUGAAUUUUUAUUGGAAAAUCAUAUUAUUUGUAAAAUUCCGCAAAAUAAAAAUGAAUUAAAUUUUUGUGAUUUUCGAGACUAGAAUCAUACUGGGUGUCUUUUUUUACUGUAUGAGUUUUGAAGAGCGCACAUCUAAAUAAGAAUAAUUUUUCCCAUUUUUUCCCUAAUUCUAUAUUGAAAAUAAUGUAAAACCACGAUUAUUGCAUUUUUGGAAAAAACUAAAUAGAUAAUUUUAAUAAAAACCAGAAAGCUAUUAAAAUAUCGUACUCUUAAAUAGAUAUUUUUAUUGAGAAUAAUUCAAGGAAUAUCACCUUAUUCGAAAACCAUGCUACAGAAAAAAAACUGUCUUCAAAUAUCAUAUGGUAGACAUAGGUAUCUAAUGGAUUUCUAUUAUUUUGAUAAAAGAGAGCUUGAAAUCAAUGAAGCUUAAAAUGCCCUCAUAAAAAAACAAAAAAUAUUAUAUUUUAGAUGACAGUUAAGGUAGCCGUGUGAAUCAUGUAAUUAGUUGUAGUUUUAUUUUUUGUUUAAUUAGUAAAGGAAAAAGAUUAAAUUUAAAAUACAAUCUAAAAUGAUUUUACAUAGAUAUACAUAAGAAGGAAGGUGAAAUCUUUAUGAAUGCUAUAUCACAAAUAAUAAAAGUUCAGCCCUUGCCUGCCCUAAGAGAAUAUGGAAGACGUUUUCCCAACAACCAAAUUCCAGGAAAAAAAAUAUUUACACGCAUUCUUAAAGACUUGACCGAACAUGGAGUCUUGAAAAGUAACAAAAAUAACGCAACAGACCAAACAUUAUAUUGACGGAAAACCGUCAAUUCGAUAUUUUGUUAUAUUUCCAGGAAAAUUUUGAUAAUUCUUUAAGAAAUGCUAAACGUGACCUAGGAUAUAAGUAGCGUACAUCGUGCAUUAAAAAUUAAUCAGUUUGAGCUCUUAGAUAAUGGACUUACAAUUCAAGAGAUAAAUGUGUGAAAAUGUAUUUUGAAUGGACGAAGUUAUUGCUGGAAUGCAAAAAAAACAGAAAAAAUUGGAAAAACAUGGUUUUUCAGGAAGACAGUGCUCCAUAUCAUUGUGUUAAACUUGUAAUAAAUUAUCUACGUCAGUCCUGAUUUAAUGCCGAUGGAUUUUUUUGUAUGGCACUUCAAAAAAUAAGUUAUACAAAAUUAGAAAUAAUUAUCAAGUGGCAGAACUGAAAGAAAAAAUUCGAAAGGAAAUUAUCUCAAUCAAACUAAUGCAGUACGAGAGACAAUCCGAAGCACCUGCAUUGCAAAAAAUGGGGGAUUCAUAGAAAACAAAUUGUGAAAUGUCGGUCUUUAAAUAUGAUUCGGGUAUUUUAAUUGAGUGUAUUUUAUUCAUUUUCUGCAUAUUAAUACCUUAAAUCUCUCUAGAUGUGAAUAAAAUGUUUCUUUGAAUUAUUGCUAAUAAAAAUAUUUGCUUAAAACUACGAUAUUUUUAUAGCUUUUUGUUUUUGAUAAAUAUUUUCUAUUUAGUUUUUCCCAAAAAUGCAAUACUAAGUGUGUUACAUUAUUUUAAUAUAGAAUGGGCGAAACAAUGAGAAAGAGUCAAAUAAUUCCACAACCAUUAUAUAUAGAUAUAGGCUGAGAAUCGAUAGUGGUGCUGCAGUUCUCCUCGUCUUGUCAAUCAGUAAAGUAAUCGUGGGAACCAUGAUAUUUUCAGUAAGCAGAGUAUCGAUAGAUCUUGAUAAAAGCCUAACAAUUUCUGCCUUGAUUUAAUGGUUGCACUUGGGAAGUGUAUUCAGCGGAAAUGUAGAAGAAUAUUUUUAUGGGCAGCGCAAUUGUCUAAAGAGAGUAAAAUUUGCCACUUUUGUUGUUAACAGUUAAAAAACCAACAUUUGAAAAGCUCUGUAGUUAUUCAAACUUUUGGGUUACAGCAAUAAGCAGUAGGAAACAAAUUGAAACAUUGCGGUUUCAUUGCUUUUCCUUCACUAAUGGUUUCAAUUCAUCCUAAUUUUUCUUUACACUAUCUUUUUCCUCAAGAUAUCCUUUCUCUUUGAAACUCUAUUUCUAUUCUUGACAUUUGUGAGCCAUCCCUCACUUGGUACAAAGUUUGUGAUACUUAAUAUUAAAUUAAUAUUGUAUUUAUACAAUUUUUCAAUUGUUCGAAUUACCAAGUCCUUAAAAGUAUAUAAAUUUUUUGAAAUAUGAAAAGAUAUUUAGGGAACUCUUGAUUAUCCAAAUUAUGGCUGGUUUGAAUUAACAGGAGCCUUAUGUAGGGGAAGGGUGUAUAAAAUGACAUACAUUUUAUAAAACUAGAAAAAUUUAAUCAAAAAAUUGCAUUUUUAAAACGAAUAUUAAACAAAACAUAUAAUAACCCUUUCGCAACAUCUUAGACGAGUCUUUACCUCGAUAAAAUAAAACACAAAUUUUUAGUAAAAAAAAUCAAAAUGAACAAGAAAAA